AUGCCUUCCGACGCACUUAUCAUACAAACCGUACAACAAAUCAAGGACUCAGUUUGCCGAUCCGAAGGUUGCAACUGGCUUGGGAACUUGCAGACCAACAGUGCAAAACGUCACCGGGCAGGUCGAUACAUCGACGGCGCUGUGAAGAUCAUGGACCUGCUACGGGACGAGCUCUUCUCCCAGGAGAUCAACGAAUAUGAAGCUCUCUACGAGAAUGUAUGCAGCUUUCCAAGAGAGUGGGCUGAUGAGCAAUUGAGAGCUGCAAGGCAACUGUGGAGUUAUGUCCUGGAAUUGGACCAAUGCUUAGCUCAUGAGCGCAUUCUCAAUACCCCGACCCCGACCAAGACGUACAUGAACAAGGGUUUGCGGACGUCCCAAUACAAUGGUCUGAGCAAGCCUCUUCAGCCAACGAAGCCUGCCUUCAAUGCCGAUGAACGGCGUCUGCUCCCAAGUGCAAGCCCCGCAAUCACUUACUGGUCGCCGACGACUUGGUAUACAACGUCCUUUGUCCCUGCAUACUACCCGGGUUGGGCGUUACUUCACGCCCCUCUCGGCUUCGAUCACUCUGGUUCCCCGUUGGUCUGGCCUGGGGCGUCAUAG
This is a messenger RNA of Dichomitus squalens LYAD-421 SS1, 600 nucleotides long. RefSeq lists its product as uncharacterized. Lineage: Eukaryota; Fungi; Basidiomycota; Agaricomycetes; Polyporales; Polyporaceae. The transcript is spliced from 4 exons. The record is from RefSeq and is a predicted model, not a curated record. Bases 1 to 600 code for a protein of 199 amino acids.